GAGGCGGUGAUUCUAGUUUUAAGUCGAGCGGAGCGUUCGGCCCGAUAAUCCGAGUGACCAUGACUGUCACGGUCACACAUUCUGCUCUCUGCCAUCAUGUCUCUUGUCCAAGGCUAUUCUUCCGGGGAGGACGACGACAUUGACGUUUCAAAGGAUGUAUUUGGUCUCUCUUCAAUACCUCAUGCGAAGAAAAUGCGCACAGACGAGCCCCCCAGGACGCCGCUUGUGGUUCAGGCCGCGCCUCACGUUUUGUCAGAGGAUCCUCUACACCAAACGUCUCUUAUUACGCGACCAACAGACACGCAAAUGAACGUGAAUAUUCCCUUCAGCGACAUGACUUUACCGAUUCAAGGCCCGGAGAAUCCGUUUGGCGACAGAAACCGAUUCAUCAACCAAAAUGCUCUUGCGGGACAUGUUGAGGAGCAGUCAAUGACAGAGCAUGCCUUUCGUUCUCAACAUCUAACACAUUCAAUUCUGGGUUAUUCCGCCAACCCUUCUAUAGAUCCCAACGCCCCCGCACUCCUAGGCUCAGUAGACAAAGCCCAAGCUAAUGGUUUUGCCACUAUUGAUUCCCUACGGGCAUCCAAGCGCCAAAGGAAUGAAUUGAAGCGGAAGCGAAAACAGAAGGGCGAUCUAGAGAUCGUAGAAGGUGAUGGGGCAUAUGUUGGACCUUGGGCUGAUUGGGAAGGUGACGAACCAGAAAGUACGUUCCUUGCUGGUGUUGAGGCACCUGAGGAUGGUGAGGAGGAGGAGGAGGAGGAAGAGGAGGAGCCGUUUAAAAUCAAAAAGGCCAAGAACAAGCGGGGCGGUUACGGUCAAGAGUAUUCCGUUUUCCACGGCAAGUCUAUGACAGACUACCAAGGCCGCACAUACAUGUCGCCUCCUCUUGCGGAUGCGCCUCAACUUGCGGCUGAGGCAGGUUCUCAGGACUGCUUUAUUCCAAAAGUAUGCGUGCACACAUUCACCGGACACAAUCAAGGUGUUUCAGUACUUCGUCUUUUCCCUCAGACCGGUCAUAUGUUCUUGAGCGGAUCCAUGGAUACCAAAAUAAAACUUUGGGAUCUCUAUACAACGCAAAAUUGUUUACGGACGUUCCAUGGCCACACGAAGCACGUCAAAGAUGUUUCAUUCUCGAAUGAUGGACGGCGCUUUUUGUCUUGCAGCUAUGAUCGUCAGAUGAAAUUGUGGGAUACAGAGACUGGACAGUGCAUAAAGCGUUUUAGCAACGGCAAAAUACCUUAUGUCAUCAAGUUCCACCCCGAUGAAGACAAGCAAAACAUAUUCCUCGCAGGCAUGUCGGACAAGAAAAUCAUCCAGUAUGACAUCAACUCUGGGGAAAUCACUCAGGAGUUCGUGACGACGUCGGACGAUAAGACUAUCAGGGCCUGGGACUUUGAUAUACCAGUGGUCAUCAAGUACAUUGCUGAACCGCAUAUGCAUUCCAUGCCCGCCGUUACCCUUCAUCCUUCGAAUAAAUAUUUUGCCGCACAAUCUCUUGACAAUCAGAUUCUCGUCUACAGCACAGAUAAUUUCCGGCAAAACCGCAAAAAACGUUUCGCGGGUCAUUCUGUGGCAGGUUACGCGUGUCAAGUGGGUUUCUCUCCCGAUGGAAAGUGGAUAAGCAGUGGGGAUGGGGAAGGAAAUGUCGUGUUCUGGGACUGGAAGACCGGUCGUAUCAAGUCAAGACUGAAAGCUCACAACAAGGUGGUCAUUGCUCAUGAAUGGCUCCCUCACGAGACCUCAAAAGUUUUGACCGGUUCUUGGGACGGCAACAUCAAGCUUUGGUCGAUAUCGAUCUGUACUGCGUAG
Messenger RNA from Desarmillaria tabescens, 1809 nucleotides. Its product is annotated as pre-mRNA splicing factor. Gene Ontology annotation, cellular component: catalytic step 2 spliceosome. NCBI's taxonomy places the organism in Eukaryota, Fungi, Basidiomycota, Agaricomycetes, Agaricales, Physalacriaceae. The transcript has 8 exons. The record is from RefSeq and is a predicted model, not a curated record. Gene Ontology annotation, biological process: mRNA splicing, via spliceosome. The coding region runs from base 97 to 1809 and encodes 570 amino acids. Gene Ontology annotation, molecular function: protein binding; mRNA binding.